This is a messenger RNA of Alternaria metachromatica, 1806 nucleotides long. RefSeq lists its product as uncharacterized. The record is from RefSeq and is a predicted model, not a curated record. The transcript has a single exon. NCBI's taxonomy places the organism in Eukaryota, Fungi, Ascomycota, Dothideomycetes, Pleosporales, Pleosporaceae. Gene Ontology annotation, cellular component: nucleus. Gene Ontology annotation, biological process: regulation of transcription by RNA polymerase II. The coding region runs from base 1 to 1806 and encodes 601 amino acids.
AUGGUUCUGCGCAUCCACGAGCCGCCUUGCAACCACGCGCACGUUGUAUGCAAUACUAUGGCGCCGAAGCGGAGAAACACCGAAGACGCUGGUGUGGCGCCGCAGAAGAGGUCUCGCAACAGUACCGUAACCCCGAGCACCGUGACGUCGAUCCUGAAGGCUAACAUUCUCGGAGGUGUUGCGGAGGACACACCCGACCAGGACUAUGCGACAGACGACUCUGCUGAUUACAAGGUCAAUUUCACCGACAACGGCACUUUGAGGGCAGAGAGCGAGGCCCGUCGCCAAUGGAACUACGUCUGCCCAACCUGCUCGCAACGCUUCAACCGACCAUGUCGCCUCGAGACACACAUGCGAAGCCACAACAAGGAGCGACCAUUUAUCUGUACCGAGCCCGGCUGCAACAAGACGUUCCCUCGUAAAGACCACUUACAGCGUCACCUCAAGAACGCCCAUAGCGACCCUGCGACCGAGCGGACAUUCACAUGCGAUUGGACCGGGUGUGGCAAGAGUUUCACCUCCAACGGCAGGCUCCAGAGGCACAGAGACGUCCACGAGUCCAAAUUCUACUGUACCGACUUCCCCCCGUGCAACGAGGCUUUUAGGAAGGCGAAGGCGUUGGAGGCACAUGUCAAGAUCCAGCACAUGGACGUCAAGCCCUUCACUUGUUCUCACGUGGACCAAGAGACCGGCGAGAAAUGCGCGAGUGGCUUUCAGACUGAGGGCGCAUUACAACGGCAUAUGGGCAAGACACAUGCAGACAUACAAGGGCAGGGCCACUUCUGCAUGCUGUGUGCGACGGCUGGAGUAGACGCGGACACAAUGCAGAGCGAGUCUGUUGACACAUCCACCAUCCCGCCACACUUACCGUCUUUCGCGACAAAAGACGAGCUGAACGUGCACACAGCCGAGUGUCACCCACCUAUAUGUACACAGUGCGGUCAGAAGUUCAAGACUGCAUCCAAUCUCAAGACACACUUCGACACCGUCCAUGGGCACCCACAAGAACAAACGCAGUUCCCUUGUCCCAGACUAGGCUGUGAGAGUGUCUUCAACCGGAAACACAACCUCACUGUUCACAUUCAGACGGUCCACGACAAGCAGUUCAGGUACUCAUGUACCCCCGAUGCUCUGCAGAAUUCAAAACACCCAGAUCUCCAAGCCUGGAACGGAGAGAAUGCCUGUGGCGCCUCCUUCAAGGCCAAGUCGUCUCUCGAUCAGCAUGUUCGGAAAAAUCAUCUUGGUCUCGGCAACCGCAAGCAGCUCCGGAAGGCCGCAAAGUCAAAGAAGAAGCCGGAGCCUUCGAUGCUUACCAUGCUUACCGGUGUUGGCUAUGAGCAAGGCCGCGAGGUGCCCUGUUUGGUGAAGACGUGCGAGUACCGCUUCUACAUGGACCGUGAUUUACGCCGUCAUCUGCUCGCAGAGCAUUAUAUUCCCGAGGACGAGAUCGAAGACAUGAUACAGGAGCGCGAUGCUGUCAGUGGAGGGCAGUUCUGGAUUGGUGGGUUCGACGACUCAAUGAGCAUGUUCGACUCUGCUACGCCCAGCAUCCCAGAGACGCCUGCUCCAUACCUCAUGGAGAGCAACAUGCCGAUGCUACCAUAUUCUGACUUGAAGAGCAUGGAUGGGCAAAAUGCUUUAUUCGAUCAGCAAUUCGACCAGCUCUCACUCAUAAAGGAUGACGCUGAGAUGGACAUGGCGAUGGGGUUGGGUCACCUGCCACCAGCCACGGACGCCCGAGAGAGUUUACAAUGGGACAUGCUAGCCCCCGUUGAGCAGUACAACAGCGAUCUCUCUCGUGGCUGA